This is a messenger RNA of Triticum aestivum (bread wheat), 1768 nucleotides long. Its product is annotated as benzyl alcohol O-benzoyltransferase. The transcript is spliced from 2 exons. The coding region runs from base 105 to 1496 and encodes 463 amino acids. The record is from RefSeq and is a predicted model, not a curated record. Lineage: Eukaryota; Viridiplantae; Streptophyta; Magnoliopsida; Poales; Poaceae.
UCUUUCUCCACAAACCUAGCAGCAGCAAACACACCACGCACCAUUGACCACCUUCUCACCCUCCUUCUCGAGAAUUAGCUGAGAGUCAUCCUGAGGCAGUGGUAAUGGCGGGCCCAGCGGCGUCGUUGAGGUUCACGGUGAGGAGGAAGGCGGCCGAGCUGGUGACGCCGGCGGGGCCGACGCCCCGGGAGCUGAAGCGGCUCUCGGACAUCGAUGACCAGGACGGUCUGCGGUUCCACAUCCCCGUCAUCCAGUUCUACCGGCGCGACGCGUCCAUGGGCGGCAGGGACCCAGCGGCAGUGGUCCGGGACGCCGUGGCCAGGGCGCUCGUGCACUACUACCCGUUCGCCGGCCGGCUGAGGGAGCUCGAAGGGCGCAAGCUCGCCGUCGACUGCACCGGCGAGGGCGUGCUGUUCAUCGAGGCCGACGCCGACGUGCGUCUGGAGCACUUCGGCGACGCCCUGCAGCCGCCCUUCCCGGGACUCGAGGAGCUCAUCUUCGACGUCCCCGGGUCGUCCGAAGUCCUCGGCACUCCACUCCUCCUCUUCCAGGUGACACGCCUGGCGUGUGGAGGCUUCAUCCUGGCGGUGCGGCUGAUGCACACGAUGGCGGACGCGCAGGGGCUGGUGCAGUUCCUGGCCGCCGUGGCGGAACUGGCGCGAGGCGCGGCGGCGCCGUCGGUGCGGCCGGUGUGGGAGCGGGAGCUGCUGGAGGCGCGGAACCCGCCGCGCCCUGGCUUCGCGCACCGGGAGUACGACGAGGUGCCGGACACCAAGGGCACCAUCGUGCCGCUCGACGACAUGGCGCACCGCUCCUUCUUCUUUGGGGCCCGGGAGGUCGCCGCCAUCCGGUCCCACCUGGCGCCGGGCCUCAGGAAGCGCGCCACCACGUUCGAGGUCCUCACGGGAAGCCUGUGGAAGUGCCGUACCGUGGCGCUGGCCCCCGACGCUGACGAGGUGAUGCGGAUGAUCUGCAUCGUCAACGCCCGCGGCGGCAAGCAGGGCGGUGCGAGCGCUAUCCCGGCCGGCUACUACGGGAACGCGUUCGCCUUCCCGGUGGCCGUGUCGGCCUCCGGCGACCUGUGCGCGAACCCCCUGAGCUACGCCGUGAAGCUGGUGAAGGAGGCCAAGUCGGAGGUGGACGUGGAGUACAUGCGGUCGGUGGCGGACCUGAUGGUGCAGCGCGGGCGGCCGCACUUCACGGUGGUGCGCGCGUACCUGGCGUCGGACGUGACCAAGGCCGGGUUCGGCGACCUGGACUUCGGGUGGGGCAGGCCGGUGUACGGCGGGCCGGCAAAGGGCGGCGUGGGCGCCAUCCCCGGGGUGGCCAGCUUCCUGAUCCCGUUCAAGAACGGCAAGGGCGAGGACGGCAUCGUGAUCCCCAUGUGCCUGCCUGGGCCCGCCAUGGACAAGUUCGUGGAGGAGAUGGGCAAGCUGCUGCGCCCGGCCGUCGACGUCCCCGACAUGUUCCCCGCCAUGAUCAAAUCUGCGCUCUGAAUCAGCGAGCGCGCGUGCGCUGUCCCAUCGUCCGUUUCGCUGUCCGUAAUUACGUCCCCGGUUAUUUGUUGGUGAAUAGUACGUAAGUUGUUAGUAAGUACAGUAGAAAUUUAAUCCGCAGUGGGUGUGUGGUGCUGAUGUGAUGGAGCGGAGUGAACAAGGCUCGUCGGAUGCACUGCGGCUGACGGGCGCGCAUGGGUUGUAACUUGUAAGGGUGACUUUGUAUGUGUCUGUUUGAAUAAUUCCAAUGUAUUGCCAUACCAUUUUGAACA